CAUAGCGUUGAAAACUAAGUAAAAGAUUUAAUGAAAUUGCUGCGUGCUCGAAACCAAACUUCGAACUGAAGUUAACCUUCCGCGAACCGCAUCAACGGUGUCGCGAAAAAACUCAAUUUAACUGUUUACAAAAAAAUACUCAAGAAAUAAAACGAUGUGACGAAAUAAAUAUGACAACAUCGCCUUUUAAAAAUUAAAAUAAUUCUCCGAUACUCGACGUCGAUAAUAUUUGAAAAAAGAAAUGAACCUACUCGAUAAAAUCAUUGGUUUGAUAGUGAAUACGAAUUAUAGCUCGCUAUGAAAAAGUAGUAAACAUUUUUAUCAAGUUAAUCGGGCAGAAAGAUCUUCUUAAAGGUAUCUUGGAUUGUCCUCGUGUUCCGGAAUCAUAAGAAAUUCAUUGAAAUUUUAUAAAUCAGCGAACCAGGCCAUCUUCAGUUUUGACCUCAGUGGUACAACAGCUGGCAUUGGCAACAUGUCUGUUGCAGAAAUAAUUCAGCAUUAUCAACGAAGUAUAGAAAAAUGUUCAGGAAACGAAGAAAGGAUGCUGUACUGCAUUGGAAAGCUGUACAGAUUACCAGUUACCGUGCAGCAUUUGCAAGAGACCGGAGUUGGUAGGACGGUCAAUGGUCUGCGAAAGUAUGUAGGGGAUGUCGGCGAUGCUGCCAAAGCUUUGGUGGCCAAAUGGAAGACGAUGGUCGCUGAUGAGGAAUCCAGUGAUGGAGAGCCAGCAACGGACGACGAGGCGAACAUAUCCGAGCCUCCGGACGACUAUGACAACAAUUCAAAUUCUAGAAAAAAUGAUAAGGAUAGUAGCGACGACAGAGAUGAUAAUAGGAAAGAAUCAAGGUCUGGAAAUCAACAAUUGAAAGAAAGACAUGGAAUUAAAUCAAGCAAAAAUGAAACAGCAAGAAAUAAUCUAAAAACAUGUUCCACGGAUAAGUCUAAAUCUAAAGAUAGCUAUAGCAGCAAAUCUAAUAGCGUUAGUGGCAGUGAAAAGGAUGGACAGUCAAAAAGUGAAAUAAAUAAAUUGGAGUUAAUUGGCGAAUCAAAAGAUGUUAAAGAGGACAGACGCGAGAUAAAGUGUCAUUCUAAGUCUGAGAAGAAAUCAAAAAGUGAUAGAAGCUCCCGGGAUCACAAGCAUGACUCAAGAAGAGAAGAAAAAAGCAAGAACAAGGACAAGGACGGUAGCAAAGUUACCGACGAUUUGAAAAAAGGUUCCUGUAAAGUGUCUAGCAGUAAGUCUCGGGACGUAAAAAAAAGUGAAGGAAAUCACAGGAAACGGAAAUUGGAUAGUUAUAACGAGAAAGAAAGCAGUAAAAAAAGAAAGCAUUCUGAGUCUGAUAGUGAAGAAGAAAAUGAAGUGCUUGCCACAAACUGUGAAGAUGAGCGUAAAAAAAUUUUAAAAGCACUGUCUAGCGAAUCAGAAUCUGAGGAAGAAAUUUCAAACAUUCAGAUCAAAGUGGAACCGCCGUCGCCUCCACCCCAAAAAAAGGACUACGAUCACCGCAACGAAGAAGCACGAGGUGAAAAUAAAAGCAUGAAGGAGAAGUCGGAAAGUCGAAAUUUGAACAAAUCGAAAGGAUCUGACAAUGGUGAAAGCACAAAACGUGAAGAAGAGAAAGGGAAGAGAAAAAGCAGCAAAUUGGAAGAUAAAACAGAGCAUAGAAAGAGCGAAAAACGAAAAGAUGACGGACACCAUAUGAACAGGGAAUCUUCCAAGUCGAAACCUAAUUCUGGUGUUUCUAGUAGUAAUGAUAAAAUUAAGGAUAAAGACAAGGACAAGGAGAAACAUAGAGAAAAAAAAGAUAAUAAAACUCACAAUGAUCUAAAAGACGCUAAGGCAUCGUCCAAUUUCAAAGAACCCAAAGAAAAGAAAAAGGUUAAAAAGGAAAUGAAUGGCGAUGAGGGGAUCGAUUGCAAUUCCGGUGCAAGUUUUGCUGAGGCUCUUGGAAUGUGUGCUUUUCCUUCAUCAACGUCUCGUAAACGAAACAGCUCGCCAAACUUGACUUCAUCGAAGACUAUUAAAACUGAACCAGGCACUUCGUCAACUUCACGUAGCAGAUCUCCAGUUAGAAUUACAAAUGAAGUAUCUUCAAGCAACGACAAUUCGCCACCGACUCUUCUAUCACCGAAUGUUAAGCUUGAGCCAUUAAGUGUUGAUUUGGCAUCAACUUUACCUGAAAUCAGUCCUAACUACAAACCAUUGCCAUAUGUAAAUCCUCUGAAUCGUAAGCAAGAGGAAGAUAGGGCUCUUAACAAUGUUAUCUAUGCCAAGAGUCAAAGAACAAAAGUCUACUCUGGAAACAAGUCUGGUUAUAAUAACGUUCCAACACUUUACGACAUGUGUAUCAGGAUAUUAAUUGAAAAUAUUGAAGCUCUUGAAUUUACCGGUGGAGUUCCAUACGACAUUAUUAAACCAGUUUUGGAACGAGCUACGCCAGACCAACUCUUCUCACUAGAACAUUAUAAUCCUUAUUUAAUUGAGGAUACAGAUACACUUUGGCAGUAUCAUUGUAAUCGAGAAUUCCGGUCGAAACAGCGGGAAGAAAUGGAAACAUGGCGGGAGAUGUACAUGCGAUGCUUGGAUGAACGAGAAGCAAAACUGAAGGCCUUGACUGCAAACAUAAAACAGUCUAUAGACAAAUCACUCCCAGUAAGGCAAACAAAGCUUGCUUACGUUGACAAUGUGGUAAAGCCUCCACGAAAUGUACUUCGGAAACAGGCCAAGUAUGGCACUGCAAAGGAUACUACCACAUCCACAUCUGACCUCAAAAAUAAACUGAUAUCUGGUAGUGGCGCACCUACCAAUAUUUCUGUUCCUGCACCGCCGAUGGCACGAUCACGAAUUUCAUCUUCGAGCGUAGUGAAGAAACCGAAAGCUCCACUUAUGGCCAAAGCUUUACAAUUGAUCAAAGGAAGAUACAAACGAUAGUGUACCUAACUAUGUAAUUUUUAUUACGUGAUGAGGUAUAAUAUUAUGUGACCAUGAACUACAUCAAGAUUUGAAUUACUGUAACGAAUUUAUAUUAUUGAUUGCUGCGUGAUUAGGUUUAUUUUUUGUAAUUAACAGUGAAAAAACUGAUAUUAUUUUUCCUUACGUUUAAGUUUAAUUUUCCAAAUUCCUAAGUAAUCUGCUUGAGAUUGAUCGUAUGAUUGUAGACCUUAGGCAUUGAACGAAUAACGGUCAAAUAUAAGUAAUUAUAAUCAGUUCAGUUUAUUAUAAUCGUUAGAUUGUAUUGCGUAAACAGCGAGAGUAACAAUUUUGCCCAACAUUCACAAUUUUUUCUGAUAAAAGAACCAAUUUAGUUGGACGUAGAUUUUGCCUGAUUCACCAAAUUUUAGGUUCUUCAAAUCAGGUAAUAAUGUAUCCAUAUUAGAACUUCCGUGUGAAAUGCAGAUAUCUGAUCCUUAUUUUUGAUCUAUACACUUAGAAUUCCGGUUUAGUUAGUCAGAACAGUGUGGCACAUAGUAUGUUCACGUUGUCGGCGUCCAAAUUAAUGGACUAAAACGGUUUUAAUAGCAAAUUUCGUGCAUAUCAACUUCGGUUGAUACAAGAAAAUUCCAUAGUGAAUUCAUCCAAUCAAACAUCACAUAAGAUCAUUUUUUUAUUAGUGAAUUUUUAAGAUAGAGUCUAUAUAUUACUCAGCCUUACAUGUGAAAAGCAUUGUCCGAUACAUAUUUAUAUUAGAUACUAGGACUGUGCGGGUACCAGAAUCCGUCUGGUCGGAAAAAGUCUAUUAUUUUCGGGUUGGCUCUCGAGGUUUUUUGGGAUUCCCAGAUCUCCCGGUGAAAGAUGAUAUACUAUUUACUGAAAAUAUUAAUGUUAUUUAGAUAUACAACUUACUAUUACUAUUUAGUUCUUAGUAUUUGUUCAAUAUUAUAAAUAUUAGGUACGUUAGGUUACUCACGUUUCGGGUUUCUCAAAAAUUUCAAGGGCCUGAUGCUGGCUUACUUUGGACUUGUGAACAGAAAAUUUUCCGUUUAAAGCUACCUUUUGAUUGAUCUAUAUAGCGCUUAUCGUCGUGUUUAACGAGUAAAAAGUAAGUCAGAAUCAGGCCCCUGGUUUUCCAAAGAUUUCGGGUCUUACGAAGUUUCCGGAUUUCCCGAAAAUCACAGGCUUCCUGAAGAUUUCGAUACAAAUCCAUCGCGAACUCGAACUUUUUUUACACCAGUUUUCGGGCACCCGUACAGUCCUAUUGGACACAUAUUUUUUUAUGACAUGAAGUCAUUUCAAAUCUAUGUGAUGACUUUAUCCGUAAAAAUAUUCUUAUUUACUAAUAAGUUCGUCAGUCAGACAAAACAUUUACUGAAUCUUGAGCUUUUUUCACAUUUAAUUAAAAGAACAGAAUUAAUAAUACUGAUAAUAUAAGUGAUUUGUGUAACUGUUAAACUCCGUUAUUUUAAUUAUGCCUCUAUUUCACUAAAAUAGGCCACCCUGAUCGCGUUCAUUAUAGUUAUUAUUAGAAACUAUUUUUAUUCAUAAAUAGUAGCCUUCUGUUAGUGAAAAGGAAAGUCUUUGUUUUGAUAGAUUUUAGUAAUCGAGUUAUAUACGAAUCUAGGUUUUCAUACUCCAAGUUUUUAUGAAUUAAAAUGAUAUCGACUGAAUUGUACGUUCUGAACAAAAACGUCAUCUCUGAAUACUAAUAGUAGAUCAAAUAAAUUUUAUUUAAACUUGAUUCCUGCUUAAUGGAAAUGGUUCUGUCUCUAUUCACCUAUGCGACAAUUUAACUCCAUCUCAAACAUACACAAAAGAGUACCUAGUGUAUUGAAUGUCUUUAAGA
Molecule: messenger RNA, 4781 nt
Organism: Diprion similis
Lineage: Eukaryota; Metazoa; Arthropoda; Insecta; Hymenoptera; Diprionidae
Gene: EloA
Product: transcription elongation factor B polypeptide 3
Exons: 9
Coding region: 473-2932 (819 amino acids)
Biological process (GO): transcription elongation by RNA polymerase II
Cellular component (GO): nucleus; elongin complex
Source: RefSeq, a predicted model, not a curated record